Messenger RNA from Papaver somniferum (opium poppy), 3779 nucleotides. Its product is annotated as putative F-box/FBD/LRR-repeat protein At1g78760. The transcript is spliced from 8 exons. Bases 2203 to 3447 code for a protein of 414 amino acids. NCBI's taxonomy places the organism in Eukaryota, Viridiplantae, Streptophyta, Magnoliopsida, Ranunculales, Papaveraceae. Gene Ontology annotation, molecular function: protein binding. The record is from RefSeq and is a predicted model, not a curated record.
UACACGGUCACACCAGUCAAAUCGAGCAUUAUUAUUCAUCUGGUAGAACAAACAAAAGAAAUGAAAAGAGGGUUUAGGGUUUUUUCUUCCUUGGUUGAAUUUCAUUCUGUUCGAGUCUGAUCGACGCUUACCACUUGUCAUCUACUAUUACCGAAACUAAGGUUUGCAUAGACGCAAUCUCAGGUUAUUCACUCCAUUCCUUUCAUAACUCGGUGUAAUUUGAUUUAAUUCUUCAGUUCAAGAAAGUAACCAUGGCAAAAGAGGAAGUCACCGAGUUUAAGAUACGUUGAUAGAUUCAGUAGUAUACCAGAUGCCUUAAUACAUCAUAUCUUCUCAUUCAUGGAUAUGAAACAUGCAGUUCAAACUACUGUGGUGGUUAAAAGAUUUCAGUUCUGAUGUAUUUUUUCAUCAUAGAAGGGGAUGAAUGGCUCGAUUUAUAGAUUUUGUAGACGGUACUUAUUCUUCGAGAUAAUUCUGAUAUUCAAAGGUUUAAUAUUAAUAUUAUUUGGCAUGAUGUAAAAUCUGAUAUGCUUGAAAGUCGUAUAAAUGUAUGGAUACUUGGUGUCUUAAGACAUAAUUUUUGAGAAUAAUGUGUUGAUGUUGUUAUGAAAUAUCAAUUUCCAAGUUGUCUUUUUGAUUGUAGAUAUUGACUAAGUUGGAGUUAGAAAUGGGUGGCAAAGAAAACUCAAAGCUUGUUCUUCCACAGUCAAUUGAUUUGCCCGUUCUUCUGUCUCUGAAGUUUGGUUCGCUAUCAAUUGAUGAUGUGGAGUUAGCUAGUAAACUUUUAAGUUGUCCUCAGCUUGAGUCAUUGGUUAUGUAGGAUUGUGAUAUAGCAACACACAGUUUUUUGAAUCUCAGUAUCAGUUCUAUUAAACUGAAGCAGUUUGAGAUAAGCAAUUGUGGUUAGCUUUGUAUGCCGAAGUAUAAUAUGGCCAAGAUUAUCAAGUUAAAUGCUCCAAAUCUUUCUUAUUUGACAUGCAAAGAUUACAUGUCACAAGACUAUUCAUUAGAGAACUUAUGUUUUCUAGUCAUUGUUGAUAUUGUAAUGAUAUUAGAAGAAGAAGACGAAUCUCCAUAAUUAUAUAAAAAGCUUUCUGCAAAGGAGAAAGAGUUGUUUGCCAAACGAAUGACAAAAUUUUAUGGGCACUGUAUAACGUAAAAGAACUGAGAUUAUCAUCUGAGUUUAUUGAGGUUAUUUCAGCACUCCUGAGUUACAAGAUUGUAGAAACCCCAAGUUUUGUGAUCUACGACGUGUGAAGCUUGAAAUGUGGAUUACUGGAGAAAGCUUGCGCGCAGUAGCAUGCUUAUUUGGGAUCUCUCCUCUUAUAGAAUCUCUUUUCGUGGAGUUAAAUGAGGGUGAUUUUCAGAAAGUUCAAUUCAGAAAACAUAGGGAGAAGAUUGGAAUAGAGGGUUGUUAUCGCCAACAGUGUUGUCUCACCUCAAGUUUGUUGAGAUUAAAGGUGUUCAAGGAUGUGAUGAUGAACUCAAGAUUAUUGAAGAAUGCUAUGGUCUUGGAGGAACUAGUUGUAUUCAGUUGCAAACAAAACUCGUCAUCUGGUAACUUAGUCAGACACUUGAGGAAGUUUUACAUCAAUAUACAAACACUUCCUAGAACUUCUUCGAGUGGCUUCUUUUUGUUUUAACUUCGGUAGAUGAAAACAAGACAUCAUGAGGUUACUUCUUUUAUUUAUUUAUGUAGCAAAAUUGCAAGGUUUUAUUGAUAUGCACAGAAGGACGUGUUACCAGUUUGACUGUUUGAUACUGAUCAGACUUUUGUUACUCAUCCAUUUUUUGCAUAUGCAAGAUCCAAAAGCAUAAACAUAACAUUAUGAACAUAUUAUGGCUAAGUCUAGGCACCCCAUUGGAGAUAAGAAGAAGCUAGAAGUAAACAGAUUAAUUGCAAAGCAACUGGGAUUUGGAAUUUAUUGAAAGACUAAUAAGGAACACUUUAAAGACACAUUUCCAUACAGUCCGGUGGAGUUUUUCAUUCAACCUUCUGCACUCGAAUCAGCAAACGCCAACACACCAGAUUAACGAUUAUGUACUUGCCCCGUGUCCGUCCAAACAAGUGUUUUAGCAAGAAGAUGGAGAUCUAUCUGGAUUUCGCUUUUAAUUUUAAACUUCAACCUCGAUUUGUUCAAAUCGACCUUUACUGGAUGUACUGAUCAUGAUGCCUUCACAGCUUUUGUCAACUGGAUACUCAUGGUUCGUCACAGCAAUUCUGGUAUUCAGAGAUUUCAUCUUAAGUUGAAAACCCUUGAUUGCUCUAGGUAUUUUGAUUUGACAGGCCGUGUUAAUACAUGGGUAUUUGGUGCUCUACAAUCUAAUGUUCAAGAGCUAUCUUUUGAUGUCGGUUUAUGGGCAUACCAAAGUUAUAAGUUUCCUCUUUGCCUCUUUAAUUCUAAGUCGCUGACAAAGUUAGUAUUGAAAUUAGGUUGUAUGUUGAUGGCGGAGAUUGUUCUACCAGACACAAUGGAUUUACCUAUGCUUAAAUACUUGAAGCUCUAUGGUCUUUCUAUAUAUCAAGAAAAUUUAAAUGCUAAACUCUUCUUAAGCUGCCCGGCUCUAGAAUCGUUGAAUAUAACAAGAUGUAAUGUGAAUCUCAAUGAUGUUUGUGUUGCUUCUAAACUUAAGUACUUCAAAUUGAAAUACAAUGAGUAUAAUGUAGAUGGAGGUGAUACUAUUAGUUUACAUGCUCCAUGUCUCAAAUCCUUUAUUUGCAAAAAUUACAUGUUGUGUGAAUACAAUGUCAAGAACCUUGCGUCUUUAGUCACUGCUGAUAUUACAAUGAUGGUAGAAGACGAAGAAGAUAAUUCAUUCCCAGAGCUUUCUGAUCCGGAUAAAGAACUUUGUGCUGCAAGUAUGAUAAGGUUGCUGGAAUCGCUUCAUUGUGUGAGAGAUCUAGCACUAUCAUGUUGGUUCCUUGAGGCUGUCUCUGAAGAUCCUCAAUUACUACUUGAUGAACUAUCUGAUCACUUUCGGAAUUUACAAAAUUUGAAGCUACAAACAUUUCUUUCAGAAGAGUCCAUCUGUGCAAUAACACACUUACUCAACGUUUCUACUAAUAUUGAAUCACUUAAAGUUAUUAUAGUUGAGUUCUCUAUGAAGGACUUCAUUCCAAACCCUCUGAUGUAUUCAUCCCUUGACGAGAUAAUGUUUGAUCCUAAAGCAGAUGACUGGGAACAGGUACUGCUGCCAUUGUAUCACCUCAAGUUUGUUAUGAUUGUUGGUGUUCAAUGCCGUAUCAAUGAACUCAAGUUUCUGAAGAUGUUAUUUAAAAAGGCUGUGGCCCUGGAGAAAGUGUUUCUAUACUAUGAUUCUGUAUCAACAAUUGUAGCAGAAGCUUUCUCUCGGAAGCUUAUGACAUUCCCGAUAGCUUCUUCAAGUAUCUCAUUGAAGUGGUGGAUUGUGCAAGGACAACUUUCUGGACAUUGCCCCCAGCUCUAAACAUAAUCCUCAUAGUUUAUUAAAUUGGAUAGAUGGAUAGAUUGGUUACUUCAUAGACUUUCUUUUGGAAGAAUAUUCAUGCUCUGUUGUAUCUCUGGAUGCAGAGGUUAUUGUCUUAUUUUUACAUGUUAGCUGAGAUGGCAUGUGUAAUCUUUCCCGUCCGAUGCCCAAUUUCCUGUAGUUAAGGCGCAGCGAACUAUUUAUUGGGUUCCAUUAGUUUCCAGUGUUUGUGAUGCCUUGUUGUUUCCUUCCUUUAGGUUGCAUGUUUCUUCUUUUUUGUUCCCGAGUGGAGGCACUGUUGAGUGUGCUUCUCAGUCCUGCCCCCCUUGUUA